AUGUCUGAUAUUGCAAUGUUGGUAGCAGAGGAAUAUGAGAGGAGGACAAGACAUUUGAGGAAAGGAGAAGAAGGUUUAGGAGACACCAAGUUUAACACGCUUUCUUGCGCUUCCUCGUUGUCUCUCAAGGUGAAAAUUGAGGAGCAGAAGAAGGAGCUUAUGAAGUUGGUUUGGGAACCAAAAACCCAGAUUGCAAUUGCUGCUUCUAACAGUUUCUUCUCUGCUUGA
This is a messenger RNA of Sphenostylis stenocarpa, 228 nucleotides long. Lineage: Eukaryota; Viridiplantae; Streptophyta; Magnoliopsida; Fabales; Fabaceae. The record is from the annotation of a GenBank genome assembly.